AUGAGGGCAGAAUUCAUUAAAACGCCCGUCCUUAAUAAAUUGCAUCGGCAUAUCAGUAUUCUCAUUUGGAAGUCCUAUCUUCAAAGACAGCGUAGAUGGCGAGUUUUACUUGCGGAAGCGCUGUUUUCAGCUGUAUUAUUCCUAAUAGCGAUAUUCAUCGCGAAACCGGUAUUCCUUACCCCGCUGCAAGCUGUUCCUACUGCGCCACUCACAUCGUCUGAUAUCUUAGCGUCUCUGAAUAAGAAGAACCUACUAGGUUAUGCUCCUAAUAAUGAGCCAUUUAAUGAUAUUAUGAUUCAAGUCGCAGAGAGUCUGGGCGUUGAUAUAAUAAGCGCUCCGACCGAGGACGAUCUUAACAAUAUAUUGUAUAAUCGGUCUCAGGGAACCCCGAUCACUGAUCCGGUUAUUUGGAUCAUAUGGAAACCAAUGGUACAUAACAUGUGGAAAUUUAGCAUACGCAGCACCGAACGCGCCCGACAUGUGACGAAACCGGAAUAUUCUUCAAGUUAUCCACAUUUACGAACCGGACUAUUGGCAAUACAACUCGCAAUUAGCCAGGCUAUAUUAAUUCACACCAGUGCUUCAACGCCACAGUAUGAGCUAAGCAUGGCGUCGAUGCCGGUGUCGCCUUUGAUGCAGCAAGAACAAGUGCGGAGGGCGAUUUCAGCUAUUCUAUUGUGUUAUACUUUAGCUUUGCUCCCACCAGUGCUGGAGACUGAGUCAUUAGUAGUAUCAGAGACAAUUAGCAGGUUUAAACGAUCUCUUUGCAUUCGUGGUGUAGACUACUCCUCAAUGUACUUCGCCUGGUUUGUGUUUGCAUUAAUGACUGCGCUGCCUGUCUGUCUUUUGGGCAGUAUUGCUCUUAUCCUGAUAUUUCGUUGGAUCCAUCUACUUUUCGCCAUGACACUAGUUCUCGUUUAUGUGUCAGUCAUGAUCAUGCUAGCAUUGAUCAUGGCCAUGUUUCAUAAUAAACCUUGGAUUGCAUGUGUGUGGUCUACUCUAUUUACAUUACUACAAACGUUCCUCGCUGAAUUAAUAGUGCAUCACAAGAUCGAUUUAAAACACGAGGUCAUGACAUUCUUUUUACAUCUCAUCAUUCCGCCACUGGGUCUCAUGCAUGGACUCAAUGAAUUCGCUCUGUUGCAAACUAGACAGGAAGGAGAGUGGGAAGUAAAUCGCCUUCUGUUCACUAUAGUUUCUUGGUUAAUUAUGAUUGUAAUCUGUUUUGGAAUACUAAUGCUUUUGCAAAGAACAGUAAAACAACGCACUAUUGGAGGCCAAAUGUCAUGGAAAUCGAUAGUUUUUAGGAAAACUGAAGAUCUAAGUAAGCUACACCGAAUCGAAAAUCCUACGGGUAAUGAAAGAGAAAAAUUGCAAGAAGUGGAUGAACUCGUCGCUAAAGCUAUAAGCUUCCGAGGGGUAUCCAAGAGUUUCAUGGGUGGUCAGGUCUUAAGUGACAUCACACUGGAUAUAUAUAGAAACGAAUUUACCAUUCUGUAUUCUGAACCUAUUCAAUCCAAAAUGAUUACAACGAUUGAAGAUCUUUUAACUGGGCUUACAUACCCCGACAAAGGAUCCAUCAAUGUAUUAGGCGAGAUAUUGAAACCUGGUCGUAGUCUAAUGGCAGUACCCAAUAUGAUGGGUUACUGCCAUCGUAGUGGCUGUCUCGUCGAAGACCUUACAGUAGAAGAGCAUCUUACAUUAUAUUGUUUUCUGUGCCUAUGGAAUGAACCUACUAAAUAUGUAAUAGAAUAUUCUGAUAUUCGUAUCAAACGUCUUCUGUCUGAUUGUGACUUGGAAGGCGUAAGAUAUGAGUAUGUGCGGAAUUUGGACGCUUAUUACCAAGCGCUGCUCUGCUGGGCGAUCGCAAUAUUAUUAGAACCGAGGAUAAUUAUAAUACCUGUUUUGUUAACCGAUACAAUAUAUACUUCUGUUAUAAAGGACAAAAUUAUGCGUUAUAAAAAAUACCUCACAAUUGUAAAGUUGUGCUUCACGAGCAUUUCUGUCGAGUUCGCAGAUCGAGUUUUUAUAUUUGAUAACAGGGUGUUAGUCAGAGGUGGUACACCAGCUUACAUCUUUUUUAAAUAUGGUCGAGAGUACCGUGUUCGGUUAACCUUACGAAGUGCUGGAAGAUUAAAUGAGGAUAACGUAAACAAACUUCUUCAGAGGACAUCAGAAGCUGGUGCUACAAUAAGAGCUCAUUUAGGAUCUCUCCUCAUUUUGCGACUUCCAGCAAGUCCCACGGCUAAUGUCGCCGCAUUGAUAUCGGACCUAACAAAACAUUCUCACAAAUAUGGAAUCGUGUCUAUGAAUAUUAGCUUACCUGAUUCUGAAGAAGUGUGUAAUAGAGCCAUCUAUGAGUCCAGGGCCGCUGUGCACGGCACCGUUGAGGAACACGAAAUUACAAGAAACGCCCUGAAUAAUCUGUCUGAACCCAUACCAUGGAGAAGGAAAACAAGUUCAUUUGGCAAUUUAACUCAUUUAAGUUAUAUGGCAUGGAAAUUCAUCGAUUUUUACCGUCACUACAGAUUCUAUUUUAUUAUUACGGUCCUCUCAGCACUUGUUGCGGGCGUAUUUAUUGGACUUACCCUCGCAACUGUUUUAGUCGAGAUGGAAAGAGACAGAGCUACGAAAACAAUAUUACAUGGCGAGAUGUUAACUGUAGAGUCAUUGGAACUCAAAACCAAUUUAAUACUGCGGUCAGACAAUUCGAGCGAUGCAAAAUCUGUUGCCAACUCUUACGUUUUCUCUGAAACAAACGCAACUGAGAAACAAAUUGAAAAUAUGCAUUAUACAGCGCUUUUUUAUCCGGAGAGUCUUACUGAAUAUCUCGUUACUCGAGCGAUAGAUUCUCCUCAGCAAUACGUAUAUAUGUUUGCAUAUGGAUUAGAUGUUGCUUCCAAGAAUGAUACCCUUAAUGUUCAAGUUCUAUACAGUCCAAUGCACUACGAUCAGGGUGCAGCUGCUAGAUCUUUGGCUCGGGCGUUCAUGGCACUCAUACGACAUUACACAUUAACAUUAGAUGCGAGCAUAGAAGUCACUGACGACCCACUUGCUUUGGAUCUUUCGACUUGGUUAAAGACUGCUACAGCUCCUCCGAUAUUUAUACAAUUUCUACUCAUACUGACAAUAUCACAUAUAACUAUUUUACCUUCUAAAGAAAGCGGAUUUAUAAGACACAUGCAGGUUCAUGCAAUGAAUUUCUCUCCGGCUCGCUACUGGUGUACACUGUUCCUGUGUGAUUUUAUGCUAUACUGUUUUCUCGUCUUUUUAAUGACAGCUACAAUGAUUGUUAUCAUGGCCUUACUGGCACCAAUGACCUUUUAUUACAGUGAUUUGGUUGUGGUACCUCUUAUGUUAACGGUUUAUGGCAUCGGUUGUAUUCCGCAAGCGUAUUUAUUUAGCUUGGGACCUCAAGCUGCUCUCAACACUAUGACUUUUGUUAUACUAAAUCUUGUUUUUGGUGAAACAACCGUCAUAGCGAAAUUACUUUACGGCAACGCGCUCAACUAUGUCUUGAAUUUUAUGUCACUUUCCCCGCAAUUCAACAUGGCAUAUGCAUUUGUAAAAAUAAAGAAGAUAUUUCUUUACAACAGUGAAUGUAUCGUAUUUAAAAGGAAAAAUCUAUGUUCCUCUAAAACUUUGCAUAAAUGUUGUCCUAAAUGUGGUGUUUUACAACAAUGCUUUUCUAGAAGAUUUUAUCUAAAUAAGAAUAUGGGAGUUUUAAUGGAGAUGAUUGCUAUAUUAUGCACCACCGUCGUAUUCAUGGCAUUGUUGUUAUUAUGGGAAUAUAAAUACAUACAGCGAUUAUGGACGUUUUUAUUAAACAAGUGGGUAUAUCCAAAAAGACAGCUAUAUGAGGCAGAGACGCAAGGAGCAAUACGCGAGAGAGAAGAUGUUUUAAACAAGCAAAAUGAUCUUAAGAACAAGCAGCAAAAGAAGAUAAACACUUACGGUGAAUACCUCUUAGCAUGCAACGUUUCUAAGAAAAUAUACAGGAAGACCAAUAUUUCCAACGUUUAUUUCGGUCUAGGUAAAGGGGAAGCGCUAGCUAUUUCCGGUCUUUUAGAACAUGGCAGGCUGGAGCUAUGCGAAAUAUUAGCUGGAUAUAAGCUUCCAAAUGAGGGAGAUCUGUGGUGCUCAUCGAAAUGGACAUUAAGUAGAAAUCCUCAUAUGUACGCUCGCCAAGUGACUUUCAGUUGUGAUCACGAUCCUCUGCCAUUAUGGAUGACAGUAUAUCGUGCUUUGGAAAUGAUAACAGUGCUGCGUGGUGUGCCACAAGCUUAUGUGAAGGAUGAAGUCAUGAAUUACAUCGAUGCGCUUGAACUUCACCAACAUGUCAAUACGCGUAUCCGCUAUCUUCCGUCAAAUGAACGCUCUCGUCUUAAAUUCGCUGCAGCUGUUGUCGGAGCCCCACCUGUCGUUAUACUGGACGAAUGCACAGCAUACCAAAAGUAUUCUGUGACGAGGGCUAUGUAUUAUAUAUUGUACAAUUUAAGAAAACGAGGCCAUGCAAUUGUUAUAAGUUCCAGCAGAGUAGAGAGCCACCUACCAGUUACUAGUCGUCUAGCUAUUUUGGUAGAUGGUCACAUCUACGACAUUGACGAAGUCGAUAUGCUAGUUGAACGGUACAGUGAUAAAGGCUUUACGGUGGUACUCCAUCUUAAAGAUGAAGUAAAUGUCAAGAUGAUAUUUUCAAGACAUUUCAAGAGUUUUGUCAUAAAUGACAUAUCCGAGGUAUUAGUGAAUGUUCAAGUUUUAGAUCCAGAUUUAACUUGGGCGAGUAUUUUUGAAAAAAUGGAAGCACUCAAAGUUGAAAAUAGACACGUUUACUCGUACAUAGUGUCGGCCAUACCCAUAGACUAUAUUUAUAAUACUAUAUUAAGUCAUAAAACCGGACACAAAUAUGACGAUGCACCAAAAAAUCGCUGUUACAAAUAUCUUUUUCCUUAUAAGCCAAUGGUUAAACCAUCAAAUGAAAAACUAGCCCAGCUGAUACCCUUUGAAAGGAGAUUUAAUAUUACUAAGUUAAAAGAACUGCCAUGGUCAGUGAUUUUCAAUAGGUAAUUUUUUUGUUGCUAAUGUAACAGAGGUUAGGCAGAAAUUAUUUUAUUAUAUAAUAUAGUCAAC
Nymphalis io (European peacock) is the source of this 5130-nucleotide messenger RNA. RefSeq names its product ABC-type organic anion transporter ABCA8-like. The transcript has 33 exons. The record is from RefSeq and is a predicted model, not a curated record. The coding region runs from base 1 to 5067 and encodes 1688 amino acids. Gene Ontology annotation, cellular component: membrane; intracellular membrane-bounded organelle. Lineage: Eukaryota; Metazoa; Arthropoda; Insecta; Lepidoptera; Nymphalidae. Gene Ontology annotation, biological process: lipid transport; transmembrane transport. Gene Ontology annotation, molecular function: ATP hydrolysis activity; lipid carrier activity; ATP binding.